AUGCUUCAAACAAUGGAUAUGAUCAGUCUUCCUGCUCUGGACAAUAAUAGUGCCGUUGAAGCUAUCCUGACAUGCGAACGAUGCUUAAAGUCCUACCGGCGACGCGAUCUGCUAAUGCGCCAUCGUAGGCGCUGUCAAGGCCCCAAGAAAGUGGUAAACCGCCGCAAAGCUUGCGACGCUUGCGUUCAAGCAAAGGCGAAAUGCUGCUACACUCAACCUACCUGCUCACGCUGUUCCAAGAGAGGAACGCCGUGUAUAUAUGCCACAGCUCCAGCAGCAUCGACGUCAGACCACUCUGAGCAAAGAAGCGAGGCGGCAGAUAUACUCAAUCCAAAUCUUCAAUCGUCUUCUUCCAGGACGGGAUCUUUGACACCUUCGAGCCAGCCAUUUGACCUCGAACUUGGCACUUGGGACUUUUCGCCCUCGUCAUACCCUCUAGAGGCUUUCGAUAUGACCUUGGCCGAUUUACCAAAUUCAUCACUAAUGCCACGGCAAAAUGCCACAGAAACAGGGCUAUCCGUCCAUGGAAGUCCUGAGUUCUCCUCGUCCAGUCAGGCUCUCUCUCAGUCACCUAUGCCAAUGAGAAUUCCAGUUCCAACACCACUUGUGUCAUCUUCCAGCAAUAGCACGAGAUCAUCUGCAAAAUCUCCAUCAUCCUCGGCUGUCUUCGGUGCAGUGCAUAUACUGAGCGAAUAUGCCUCCCUUCUAACCAAGGACGACUUCUCUUCUCCCAUCCUCCAUCAGUCACUCUACUCGCAAUACAGCAGCGCAAACCCUGACAUGACGAUUCUCCCUCUCACCUCCAUGGCAAUCUGCUGCGCCAGCAGUAUCAGCCUCUCGUCCGAAAAGGGAUUUUUCCGACGUGCCAUGGAUGCUGCUCGAGAGAGACUGAUUGGCAGUUUUCCUUCCUACCAAUGCAUGCAGCAGUGGGACGCAUUGCAUUCGAUGCUGAUUUUUGUGCUCUUGGAUAUGAGGGAAAUUAUUGGUGAUGAGUCGGAAGGAUGGAAAUUGACCCCACCGGUGAAAGGGCUGGGUUCACCUUUUCUUCUCAAAAUGACGGAGAGCUAUCUUCGGUCAUAUCCAGAAAUUCGCAAUCACGAUAUCAACGUCUUCUCAGAUCCGAUUUCAAGUCCAUGUUCCGCAGCAACCUCACAAUGGGCCCGUUGGAGAAUCACUGAGACAGCAAGGAGAACAUUCUUCUUCACCAACAUGGUCAAUUUCUACAGUAAUCUUGAUCACAAGACGGGAAAGCUGUCGCCAUAUUACGAAGCGCUUAAUGAUGAUCUCAUACUCAACAUGCCUCUGCCUUGUAAUCAUGCCGCGUGGUUAGCGCGUGACGAGAAACGUUGGAGCUUUGCAAUGAAGAGUCACUCACCGGACUUCAACCACGCUGGAAAUGGCGUUUUAUCCUCAGAAUCAUGCCUGAAUAGCGUUCUUUCCAAGUUCAGCAAAGAAGAUCUCCAAGCUGAGAUUGGUAGUCAGAUUGGCUUCGGCGAUUCUGACGACUUACGGCGCUUUAUUAUUCUUUCUGCUAGCAAGCAAUUUACUUGA
This is a messenger RNA of Trichoderma gamsii, 1551 nucleotides long. RefSeq lists its product as hypothetical. Bases 1 to 1551 code for a protein of 516 amino acids. The transcript is spliced from 4 exons. Gene Ontology annotation, biological process: regulation of DNA-templated transcription. Gene Ontology annotation, molecular function: DNA-binding transcription factor activity, RNA polymerase II-specific; zinc ion binding. Lineage: Eukaryota; Fungi; Ascomycota; Sordariomycetes; Hypocreales; Hypocreaceae. The record is from RefSeq and is a predicted model, not a curated record.